Dothidotthia symphoricarpi CBS 119687 is the source of this 1339-nucleotide messenger RNA. RefSeq lists its product as uncharacterized. The record is from RefSeq and is a predicted model, not a curated record. Lineage: Eukaryota; Fungi; Ascomycota; Dothideomycetes; Pleosporales; Dothidotthiaceae. The transcript has 4 exons. Bases 97 to 996 code for a protein of 299 amino acids.
CUUCACUUCCCCUCUUGGUUGUCUACAUGAUUGCCACUUGCUUUCCUUUGAUGUAGAACCACCAAUCUUGUACCUAGUGACAACAACAACACUAUCAUGACCUACACUAGAAAGCAAGCCGUCACUUGCAUAAGUGUGCUGUACCUGGUCAUCGCAUUGGGCAUCGCUGGAUACGCCUCGUCUCGCGCUAACGAUACGUCGGUGCCCAUUUCCGACACCCUGACUGGCCUCGCCACCGCCUUGCCUAUCGUCGCCGGCAUCCUUCUCGAAGGCGGCUACGACCUCACUCGCUGGCAAGAGCGUCGCCAACAUCAAGGCCGCGGCGAGACACAACGACCACCUCUAGUCAUCAUCGCGAACACGCUCAUCUUCAUCUACUCGACAGUCGUGGUCACACUUCUUGGCACGCAUGUUGCUCCGCCAUCUGAGCUAGACUGCGGACUGCGACGGCGGUGGGAGACAUUGUUCAAACAUAAGGACUCGAAAGCCAUCAAGGCAAUCCAGGAUGCCUUCGAAUGCUGCGGUCUUGCCAACUCGCGGGACAUGGCGUGGCCGUUUCCUGACAAGAACCACGAUGCACGUGCAUGUGAGGGUGCGUUUGGCAGGACCAACAGCUGUCUGAAGCCCUGGAAGGUUGAAGAGCAACGUGUGGCGGGGCUACUGAUGGGUGUCGUCGGCAUGGUAUUUGUCUGGCAGUUCCUCAUCAUUGCCAUUCCAACCCAGCGAGAGUCUUGGCUCCACAGUGUCGUGCCAGACCGCAUUUCUCGUGUCAUUGCCGACGAGGAGCAUGGCAGCGGCGGUUCUCAACGUGCUAUAGGCUAUCUACCCGACUUUGCUAGAUACACCGACCGUGUCGAGGAGGAGCGCGACGAGGACGAGCAGGACACACCCAACCGUGCUAUCGAGGGAGGAGCCAACCAGGUCAAUGGCGCUCUGCCAGGAAGCGCUCAGCGGGACCAGCCACCUACCGCCGAGAAUGAGUGGGCCAGGACUUAGACGUCUUUUUGCAGGUGUCGGAGCCUGGCGGAGAACUAAUGACGGAACUCUUACUCUCUCGAUCGGCGUUCAACGAAGAUGCGUCAGAGGUGACUUACCUAGGCUGCAAGCUACGAUUGGAAUAUGAGGGUUCAAGUCGCUUUCUCCACUUGGAUGUAACUUCACAUAUAUCAGACAGAAAACAACGCAAGAUUGAAACAACACUCGAGAUCCUUCUUCUGUGAGCAGUGCCCAAUGUCGUCUCAUACGACUAACAACCCACUAGAAAUAUUUGCAGAUGUUUCAUAUCUUGAAGUACUUUAUCACGACAUGCACCACACAGUGUCUCACCCACGGCUUACAA